UUAAAUCUAUUUUGUGAUGAGAUACCGCGGCUGUCGUAAACAUUAUUAUUAUUAAUUGAGAUAAUAAAAUGCAAAUAUGAAAUCGAACACUUAAGACCGUUCCUUAAUAACUGGUCUUAAUCGUUCUUACCAGCAAUCGAAUAUUCAUUCCGAUGUUCGUAUACACACACUUUUAUUACCGAUUCGUUUGAGUAGAUACUCAGUUUCUGAAAGAAUUGCAAAAACUAUUAUUUUUUAUAAAAGUUAAUUUAAACGAUAUUGACUGGAAUUCCAUUGACUCUCUCUGCGAUUGAAAAUGUUUCACAAUAUUGACACUUGCCUGGAAAAAUAUAUCCCACAAGAAGAAUUGAGUCAUGUCCAGAGGAUUUUGUAUGGGAAAAAAUUACAAAAACUUGAAUUACCAGCAACGUGUAUAAGCAAUAAGGACAAUGUGGAAGUGAAAGGUUUCAAGUUUGACAGUUUAACCGAAGAGUUACGAGAAAAACGGAUAGUUAGAGUUGGCGUUAUUCAACAUCAAAUUGUCCUCCCUACAACUGCUCCAUUAGUUGAACAACGAAAUGCGAUUUAUGACAAAGUUGGUAAAAUAAUUUCACUUGCAGCUGAGGCUAAUGUAAAUGUAUUAUGUCUUCAAGAAGCUUGGCCAAUGCCUUUUGUGUUUUGUACAAGAGAAAAAUUUCCUUGGUGUGAGUUUGCUGAAUCAGUUGAAGAUGGACCGACUACUAUGUUUCUAAAAGAUUUUUGUAAGCAGUACAAUAUGGUGAUUGUUUCGCCUAUUCUGGAACGUGAUGAACAUGAGGUCAUAUGGAAUACAGCUGUAGUCAUAGACAACUUUGGUAAAGUAAUAGGAAAGCACAGAAAAAACCAUAUUCCUAGGGUGGGUGAUUUCAAUGAGUCUACUUAUUACAUGGAAGGAAACACGGGCCAUCCCGUUUUUGAGACAGCUUUUGGUCGAAUUGCCAUUAAUAUUUGUUAUGGUCGUCACCAUCCUUUGAAUUGGUUGAUGUUUGGAUUGAAUGGAGCUGAAAUAGUUUUUAAUCCUUCUGCCACAAUCGAUGGUCUAAGUGAAACAUUGUGGGGAAUUGAAGCCAGAACGGCUGCUGUAGCCAAUAGUUAUUUUUCGUGUGCCAUCAACAGAGUGGGCACAGAAAUCUUCCCAACAGAGUUUACUAGUGGUGAUGGUAAACCAGCGCACCAAGAUUUUGGUCAUUUUUAUGGUUCCAGUUAUAUAACUGCUCCUGAUGGUUCAAGAACUCCUGGCCUUUCCAGGACUAGUGAUGGAUUGUUAAUUUCAGAAAUUGACUUGAAUCUUUGUAGACAAGUGAAGGAUCAUUGGGGAUUUCAAAUGACUCGGCGUUUAGAUUUAUAUGCAGAUUCAUUAGCAAAAAUUGUAAACACUGAUUGAUUUUGUCUGCUUCUACAUAUAAUUGUAAUUAUUUAAACAGCACAAUAUCAUAUAAACCUAUUAACUCUUUUUGAUUGAUUUUACUUAAUAAUUUAUCAUGUUUUUUUACAAACAUUUUUUUUAAUCUUCAAUUAUUUCAGUUUGUAUACCAUGUGAUGUAACUAAAUAUUUAUAAUAUAGC
Messenger RNA from Sipha flava (yellow sugarcane aphid), 1583 nucleotides. Its product is annotated as beta-ureidopropionase. The transcript is spliced from 9 exons. Gene Ontology annotation, molecular function: beta-ureidopropionase activity. The record is from RefSeq and is a predicted model, not a curated record. Bases 296 to 1402 code for a protein of 368 amino acids. Lineage: Eukaryota; Metazoa; Arthropoda; Insecta; Hemiptera; Aphididae.